This is a messenger RNA of Monosiga brevicollis MX1, 705 nucleotides long. RefSeq lists its product as uncharacterized. Lineage: Eukaryota; Choanoflagellata; Craspedida; Salpingoecidae. Bases 1 to 705 code for a protein of 234 amino acids. The record is from RefSeq and is a predicted model, not a curated record. The transcript has 2 exons.
AUGUCCAUCAACUACAAAAGCCUGUUGAAUGAAAUGGCAAUGACCAGACACUGGACGACGAGCUCAAGUAACGAACAAGAUUCUUAUCACGCUGGCCCCGGCUACAACGCCAAGAGCACGCUUCAAGAAACCUUGGCGGCCCGGUCAUUGCCAGCCCCCAUCUACGAGCAUCGAGCCUCUGGACCCGAGCAUAGCUUGGCCUGGACUAGCACGUGUAGGCUUUACGACCAGUCUGUCUACACGGGCUACGGCGUCUCAAAGAAAAUGAGCGAACAAAACGCGGCCCACAACGCUGUGCAAGGCCUCAAAGACAGUGCUCCCACGCGGCCCGCACCAUUUUAUGCCGCAGCACCAGUACCUGAUGAGUCGCGCUUCAGCUCAGCCAGGGCCGAGGGCACGAAUAACUACGAAGAGACAGCAGAUGACUUUGAGGACCAAUAUCGAGCACCAUCAGCCCCACCAGUACCAAAGACCAGGGACUACAAAUCAAUGCUCAACCAGCUUCUACAACGCCUCGAUUGUAUCGUCGCCGACUUUGCGGACGCAGAGACAAAUGUUCCUGGAGUACACAUCCGGUCCAUCGGUGUCUAUGUGAAAUCCCGCAAUCAAGUUUUUUUGGGCGUGGGGUCAGCCGCGACGAAACGCGACGCUGAUCAACGGGCAGCCAAGGAUCUCCUUCACAAGUUGAAACGCACCACUAAGUAA